AUGACUUUUUGUACUGUUGCUGCGCUGAAGUUGCGGACAAUGUACCUCGGAUAUCCGAUCGUUUUGUUAACCGUCCUGGCCAUGGGUAAGAUGUUUCUCUUUCGACUGAGCAUCCUCAUCACGAAGAAUUUGAGUUUCAGCUGCCAGUUCCCUUGGCGACAUGACCGGCUUCCCGAUCUUGAGAGCCUCUUGAAAAGCGGUUCGCUGUUCGAUAAAUGUGCGCGAUUUUGCAAGGCUGCCUGCAGAUUCAAAGCAUUUAUUGAAGAGUGUCGUGGCGAGCUGAAAUUCAAAUACCUUCCGAUGAGUCUGGCAUCAGACUUAGUUUCGUACAUGAAGACAGAGGCGGUCGACGAGCGUCAGUGUGUUAAAUACUGCUAUGAGCGUCUCAGCUACUGCACCAGUGUGAUAUUCAUGGCACCGGACAGUUGUCAGUUUUCCUACUGGCAAACGGAAGUCUGUCGAAACCUGGCAUAUGGAAAUGCCGCUAGUGGAAGUGACCGGAAACGAAUCGGUUGUAUUACGUGUUCCGAGGACAGUCAUACAGAGAACGUAAUAAUCGAAGAGGCCAUCGACGCUGCGCCGAAGAAACUUUCAGACACCCAGCCGAUUCCAGCUACCGAAGUCAACUCAAAGCAAGCGUCACUGCACGGCGAAAAAAAGAACUUUCCCGUCUCUGCCUCAGCAUCGAAUCAAAGCCUGACAAACGAAAGAAAGAACCCCGACACCGAAACUGUCAAGUCGAAGUUUCUCGAAUGCAAGAACUUGACCUAUUCGUUUCGACCGACCCUACUGCGACACAUUCCGCCAGUGAUAUCGGUGCUGGAGGACGCAAAGAGUAUUCAUCAGUGCGCCGAGUCAUGUUACAUGACUCAGUUCUGCAUCUCAGCCAUCUUUGAAAUGGACUCCGGUCGUUGCUUCCAUUCGUAUAAAAAACAUGCAUGCGUGCACUCGUCAAUGCCAGUAGGCUACUCAGGCGCCGUUGCCAUCGGCUGCCUACAGUGUGACAACUGA
Soboliphyme baturini is the source of this 1011-nucleotide messenger RNA. The record is from the annotation of a GenBank genome assembly. Lineage: Eukaryota; Metazoa; Nematoda; Enoplea; Dioctophymatida; Soboliphymatidae.